Messenger RNA from Schizosaccharomyces cryophilus OY26, 3034 nucleotides. RefSeq lists its product as uncharacterized. The record is from RefSeq and is a predicted model, not a curated record. The transcript is spliced from 2 exons. Lineage: Eukaryota; Fungi; Ascomycota; Schizosaccharomycetes; Schizosaccharomycetales; Schizosaccharomycetaceae. The coding region runs from base 35 to 436 and encodes 133 amino acids.
AAUUUUUCAUUUUUUUUGUGAUUUUAUUUAUAUAAUGAAUUAUUGGCCGUACAUUAUUGAUAGGAGGACAAAGCUAGAUUCCAGCACGAUGCAAUCUAUAAGACUUGCCAGAAAGAGAAGGGAGUCUGGAGCUUCUGCUGAACCCACCGCUGGUUACAAUAGCGGCGCUUACAGUAACGCGUUGAACGGUGAAGUACCAAAUUCUUCGUCUUCUUCUUCUAAAGGUAUUUACACCUCUACUGAACUCAAUUCUGGUUACGAUAACGGUACUCACAAUGACGGAUUGAACGCCGAAUUUGCAAAUUCUUCGUCUUCUCCUCCUUCUAGAGGUAUAUACACCUCUACUGUGGGUGAUGAUGGAAGACAAAAUGUCGAACAUUCUGAAAAGAGACGAUGGUGGGAAUUCAAAAACAGGAAAAACUCGUUAGGAAAAUAAAAAGAAGGAUCAUGAAAAGAUCCGGCUGAAUUGGCUUUUACUCUUAUUGAAUGGAGUGAAAAUAUCCUUCUACUCUUGAUUACAGAAACUGCUCUAGCAUAUUUUUGUUUUCUUGUUGGAUGCUUUUGAGAUUAAAAAAGCUGAGCUGUGAAAUUAAAUAGUUUCGGAUUGGAUUCAUAUCCGUUUACGCUUUUUACAUAAUUUCAUCACUAUCUACAAAGUUUAAUUGUUAUUGACUGGUGCGUGCGUCGUUCACCCAUCGGUGUGCAUUUGUUUAUCAUUACAAAAAUUGUAUCUCUAAACUUAGAAAAGAUAUUUGGUAAGUCCGUUUUAUGAGAGCCUUUGUAUGAUUCCUGAUAGCAGCUUUUCUGUAAAAGGUCGAAAAGGAAUAACAAUGAAUGCUCAUGUUAUGGCGUGUAGCAAUUGAUCAGAAAAAAAAUUAAUGGAUCACUAAUCCUAAAGAAAUAAGCUUAUUGGAAGUAAAUAUUCAUCGGUGUAAUAUUCAAUUUUGCUGAUAUAUUCCUUUUACGAAAUAUAAUAAGUAAAAAUGGAAUAGAUAUUUACGUUUUGUAGGCGUUCUUGCUCGAAGCACGAAUACGCUUGCCAUAUCUAUAAAAGACGAACGGAAUAGGCCCCAUGUAAGUACACUAGUGGUCCAAUGAUCACCCAAAUUCAGAUACAUUGGACGAGCAGCGAGUGCCACACUCCCACUAGCGCAAUAGCAUACCACGGUUGCUGCAGCAAGCGCACUGGGAGGUUGAUACGAGUCGAUAAUUUAAUUUACGAAACAAAAAAAAAAAAAAAAAUUAUGACUAAGCAAAUCCGAAAAAAGUACUAGCUAUCAUAGGUACAAUCCAAUGAAUAUGGCCAGCAUAGCAAGUCCAUGGCAACCAAAACAUGGAUAUAGGAAGGUCAAAGGCGCCAAUGAAAAGGGAUACAACAGAUCUUCAGGGCACAUAACAGAUCUUUAGUUUGUAGGCCAAGAGAAAUUAUUUAUAAGUUAUUGGCGUCAAAAGACCAGCAAUAACAUGCUAACACCGACUCCAAUAAAUGACAAACCUAAAUCACCAUAAUUGAAACCGUAUUAUGCCUAAAUAAUCGGGUAUGCUUCGAAAUUCAUUUAGUUAAUGACGUAAACGACAGUGAAGUAAAGGGUAAAGCCAACGACAAUAGGUUCAGUCAAAAAGAGUGAGACUGCCUAAUUAGCUGCCUGAAAGAUUGCGUUUUUGGGGUCGCGCUGACGCUCAUGAAUUGUAUAGUAAGCAGAAUCACAAGUGCUUCCGAAUAUAUUUUGCCUUAUAAUAAAGGAUUGCUUGACCAUCAGUUUUAGGAACCAAAAAGAAAAUGAGUAGCAAGGCACCCGCUGCCCAAAUCAUAUUGAUCCAAAAAAGCCAGCGCCAACGCAGAUAGCUCUGAACAAUGAAGUCACCAAUGAAAGGACUGAUAAUGAGGCCUAAUAACGGGAAAGCGAGAAACCCCGGAAGGAGAUAGGUACGCUGAAUAGGAUCGAAUAUAUCACUCAAUGUACCACCGGAAAUCUCAAGAGGGGUACAUCCAAAAAUACCUAGGAAAAAUAUGAUACCCAAUAGUCCAUAUAUUUUGCACAGCCUCCGCCAAUUUAGAAGCUUAUAACAAAGUAAGGAAAUAAACAAUCAACCUAUUACAAAUACUACUUAAGGGAGCAAAAGGAAGAGAUCCAAAACCGAAGUCAACCAAAAAUGUGCAAGAGCCAAUAAUAGAUACAGGUCUAGAAGCAUGGAGCUGGCUAGCAGCUUGUUUAACACCAAUCGAAUAUAUACUAGAAUCAAACAUCACAACGAUUGUUAUAAUUAGAGUUACAAUAUUUUCAGUCUUAGACUUACUUGACGGAUUCAAAGGACCAUCAGGACUACCUUAAGUUACUAAAUAAGAUUUAGUUUAUGCUCGAUUUACCUCUUUUGCUGAAUUAUACUCCCUCUUUCCAAUUCACCAUGUCUAAAUGCCAUGGAUACUUCUAUCGAAACCACGGAUCUGUUGCUUGAACGAGAUGUAGCCUUAUUAGCAGCAUCAACACCGUUAGAUAGCUUCGUAGGAAAAGAUCGAUGAAAAAAGGUUUGCUAAUGUUCAAGGUUUGUUCCCGCUCGUCACAACUCGUACAAAUUUCACGGUUUUGUUACUAAACAGUACAGAGAGAUGUUCUGUAAAGUUGGCAGAGCAAGCUUAUGUUUGUGAAGCAUUCUAAGAUUACCUUCUACUUGUCUCCAUUUUUUGUUUUAAUUUCUAACUCUUUCUACUUUAAGUAGAAUAUCCACAAAGUUACCUUCAAGGACGGUUAUGCUCAAGCUAGACUAAUAUCGCUUUUGCUUGCAUUGUAUUCAUAAAGUCUAGGGAAGUUUUUAUAGGUUUAUCUUUCAUGAACUAAUUUGCUUUUUUGUUUCUUCUCAUAUGCACAAUUAUCAAUUAUACGUUUAUGCACCAAACAGAAAGUACUCCGUUCGGGACCGCACUGAAGUAAUGCAAUUUACUAAACAUGGUUUAUCAGAUUAUAUAAUAUUCAUAAAGGUAUAUUUCGGUAAAUUGUUUACCGAAAAAUUAUCCGGCUAUUUCUGCAACAGUAAC